GGCAUGAGGCGCUAGCUGAGCGUCUCGAACGAGGCGGGCUGACGGCAGCACCAUGCAGGCGGCGGCGGCUGCGUCCGUGCCCUUCUUGCUGCUCUGCGCCCUGGGGACCUGCCCCCCGGCGCGCUGCGGUCGGGCAGGAGACGCCUCGUUGACGGAGCUGGAGAGGAGGAACGAAAACCGCUUCCUGGAGCGCCAGAGCAUCGUGCCACUCCGGCUCCUCUACCGCUCGGGCGGUGAAGACGAAACUGGACACGACGCGCUCGACACGCGGGUGCGGGGCCACCCCGGCGGCGGGCAGUUGACUCAUGUUGACCAGGCAAGCUUCCAGGUUGAUGCCUUUGGAACAUCCUUUAUUCUCGAUGUCGUGCUAAACCACGAUUUGCUGUCCUCUGAAUACGUAGAGAGAUAUGUUGAACAUGGAGGGAAGACUGUGGAAGUUAAAGGAGGAGAACAUUGCUACUACCAGGGCCGUGUCCGAGGAAACCCUGCUUCAUUUGUUGCAUUGUCAACAUGCCAUGGACUUCAUGGAAUGUUCUAUGAUGGGAACCACACCUAUCUCAUUGAACCAGAAGAGAAUGACACCUCCCAAGAGGAUUUCCAUUUUCAUUCGGUUUACAAAUCCAGACUGUUUGAAUUUCCCUUGGAUGAUCUUCCAUCUGAAUUUCAGCAAGUACACAUCACUCCACCAAAAUUUAUUUUGAAGCCAGCACCAAAAAGAAGUAAACGGCAGCUUCGUCGACAUCCUCGUAAUGUAGAGGAGGAGACCAAAUAUAUUGAACUGAUGAUUGUCAACGAUCAUCUCAUGUUUAAAAAACAUCGGCUUUCAGUUGUACAUACCAAUACAUAUGCAAAAUCGGUGGUGAACAUGGCGGAUUUGAUCUAUAAAGACCAACUGAAGACAAGGAUAGUAUUGGUUGCCAUGGAAACCUGGGCAGCUGACAACAAGUUUGCCAUAUCUGAAAAUCCAUUGAUCACCCUACGUGAGUUUAUGAAAUACAGGAGGGAUUUUAUCAAAGAGAAAAGUGAUGCAGUUCACCUUUUUUCGGGAAGUCAAUUUGAGAGUAGCCGGAGCGGGGCAGCUUAUAUUGGUGGGAUUUGCUCGUUGCUGAAAGGAGGAGGCGUGAAUGAAUUUGGGAAAACUGAUUUAAUGGCAGUUACACUUGCCCAGUCAUUAGCUCAUAAUAUUGGUAUUAUCUCAGACAAAAGAAAGUUAGCAAGUGGUGAGUGUAAAUGUGAGGACACGUGGUCUGGAUGCAUAAUGGGAGACACUGGGUAUUAUCUUCCUAAAAAAUUCACUCAAUGUAAUAUUGAAGAGUAUCAUGACUUUCUGAAUAGUGGGGGUGGUGCCUGCCUUUUCAACAAACCUUCCAAGCUGCUCGAUCCUCCUGAAUGUGGCAAUGGCUUCAUCGAAACUGGAGAGGAGUGUGACUGUGGGACCCCUGCAGAAUGUGUCCUUGAAGGAGCAGAGUGUUGUAAGAAAUGCACCUUGACUCAAGACUCUCAAUGCAGCGAUGGUCUUUGUUGUAAGAAAUGCAAGUUUCAGCCUAUGGGGACUGUGUGCCGAGAAGCAGUAAAUGAUUGCGAUAUUCGUGAAACGUGCUCAGGAAAUUCAAGCCAGUGUGCCCCAAAUAUUCAUAAAAUGGAUGGAUAUUCAUGUGAUGGUAUUCAGGGGAUUUGCUUUGGAGGAAGAUGUAAAACCAGGGAUAGACAAUGCAAAUACAUCUGGGGGCAAAAGGUGAUGGCAUCAGACAAAUACUGCUAUGAGAAACUGAACAUCGAAGGGACAGAGAAGGGUAACUGUGGAAAAGACAAAGAUACGUGGAUACAGUGCAACAAACGGGAUGUGCUUUGUGGUUACCUUUUGUGCACCAAUGUUGGUAACAUCCCAAGGCUUGGAGAACUUGACGGUGAAAUCACAUCUACUUUGGUUGUGCAGCAGGGAAGAACAUUAAACUGCAGUGGUGGGCAUGUGAAGCUUGAGGAAGAUGUAGAUCUUGGCUAUGUGGAAGAUGGGACACCUUGUGGUCCCCAAAUGAUGUGCUUAGAACACAGGUGUCUUCCUGUGGCUUCCUUCAACUUUAGUACUUGCUUAAGCAAUAAAGAAGGCACUGUUUGUUCAGGAAAUGGAGUUUGCAGUAAUGAGCUGAAGUGUGUGUGUAACAGACACUGGGUGGGUGCAGACUGCAGCACUUACUUCCCUCACAAUGAGGACUCCAAGACUGGCAUUACUCUGUCUGGCAAUGGUGUUGCUGGUACCAAUAUCAUAAUAGGCAUAAUCGCUGGCACUAUCUUGGUGCUGGCCCUCAUAUUAGGAAUAACUGCAUGGGGUUAUAAAAAUUAUCGAGAACAGAGACAGUUACCCCAGGGAGAUUAUGUAAAAAAGCCUGGAGAUGGUGACUCUUUUUAUAGCGACAUUCCUCCCGGAAUCAGCACAAACUCAGCAUCUAGUUCUAAGAAGAGGUCUGCUUUUCUGUCGCAUUUUCAGAUUUCUGCCUGUUCCAUCACACAUUAUUCCAUUAGUCAGAACAUUUCAUUAUUUUGCAGCAGGUCUAAUGGGCUUUCUCAUUCUUGGAGUGAAAGGAUCCCAGACACAAAACACAUUUCAGACAUCUGUGAAAAUGGACGACCUCGAAGUAACUCUUGGCAAGGUAACCUGGGAGGCAACAGAAAGAAAAUCAGAGGCAAAAGAUUUAGACCUCGGUCUAAUUCAACUGAGAGGGAGCCCCAAGCACCUGAGCCUGGGCACUCCCUCGCCCAGACAGUCCCAUCCCAAGGCAUAAGCCCAGGGGGCUCUGACAGCCCCCAGACAGGGAGUCUGGAUCACAGGUAUUUAAACCCAUGGUUCAAAAGAGACUAUAAUGUAGCUAAGUGGGUAGAAGAUGUGAAUAAAAACACUGAAGGACCAUACUUUAGCUCUCAAGAUGGCCAGCGUCAGGAAGACAGGACUCUAUCUCCUGCCAAGUCUCCUUCUUCAUCAACUGGGUCUAUUGCCUCCAGCAGAAAAUACCCAUACCCAAUGCCUCCACUUCCUGAUGAAGAGAAGAAAGUGAACCGACAAAGUGCCAGGCUAUGGGAGACAUCCAUUUAAGAUCCACUGUUUACAUGUGAUACAUCAAAACUGUUUACUUCAACUUUUAUAGAAACCCAGCCUCACGGAAUCACUGCAAAUCUAUCUGCUCUUCAGACAAUACAGACCCUCUGAGAUGCCACAGAGGAGAGGAAGCCGAGUCUCACGUCUGGAUACCAUUUUCUUUUUGUCAUUGGCUUAGGAUUUAACUGAACCAUGAAAAGAACUACUGAAAUGUUACACUAUAACAUGGAAAAAUAAAGGUACCGGUAUGUUAAUGGAUAAUCCGCAUGACAGAUACAUGUAGAAAUCUCACUAAAAUUAACUCAUGACCCAAAUGUAGCAAGUUUCCUAAGGGACAAUAGUGGAUUCAGAACUGACAUUCUGAAGCACAUCCUCAUUGUAGACAGUAAUGCUAUGUGCAUGAAGCUUCUGUUUAUUGCUUUCCACAUUUAAGGAAACAACAUCCCAUAAUAGAAACUAGCAUGCAGGGCUAAGGCAUAUAGGAUUUUUCUGCAGGACUUUAAAGCUUGAGAGGCCAAUAUCCCAUAUGCUUACUCGAAACAUGUAUCUUUAUUUUUGUUUUUUUACUUUUCAUAUUUAUAUCAGCAUACAAGGACAAUUGUACAUAUGUAAACAUUUUUAAAAUAAAAAAAGCAACUGUUACACACAAGUGUAUUUUGCCAAAUGCCUAAAAAUAAUCAGUAACAGGCACAUCGUCAUCAUCCAUCAAAUGGUCUUUAAAGAUGAUAAACAGGUGAUGUUGUAAAUAUAGUGGUCAGUGCCCUAAGUGUCUCUCUCCGUAAUUGGUAUUUGUCCUCCAAAACCUGUGAUAUCCCUUUAAGCUGUGCACAGCCUGGAGGCAGUUUUCUUGAGUGAUUAAUGAACCAGAGAAGAAAAUGCCCAGCAAAUCUGGGGCUUCCACAUUGGCUGGGGCAGGAGCUCAGUAGUGUAGCCAGUCUCUGGCCUCCAGGCACUCACUCUGAAGCUGAUGGCUGCUCCCUGGGAGUCCUCCAGCCAGUGUCUGCCUCGGCAGCUGUUGUCUUUCAGUAUCAGAGCACGCCUAGUCUCACCCUGGAGGCCCGUGAGCCCCUCAGCAGCACGUCCUGCUGACCUUAAGCAAGUGUACCAAAGACACGUGAGACCGGGGCCCCUGAUACAUUGAUAGCUUCCGACUUGCCGACACUCUAACCCUUUGUGGCCUCAAUUUUUGUUCUUUGACAAAACUUUUUAGCUACCUUUAUCUGUAAGAUGAAUAGCUUGUUUUAAUAAAACCAACUUUUACACUGUUUAUCAAGGAUAUUUAUCAUCAGUAGGAUGUGAGUCCAACAGGUCAUUCCGCACUGAUGUGGAAGCAAGGUGAUGGAGGUUCUACCAACUGGGCGGGAAGCCUCAACAGGCCACAGAGGGUUAGAAGAAACCUAAAGCCACAAGUGUGCGGCAACUGUGAAGUUACCCAAACAUCUAGCAGGGGAAAAGAUCUGACGUUUUGAACUCUUUUUUUUUUUUUUAAAUCCAUAGAAAAGUGAGAAAUCUAUGUUAAAGUCCCUUCUUUAAAACCAAAGUUGGAUAGCUGUUACAACGCAGCUCUGUCAUUCUAAAAGAAAACUUCCCCGGGAAAGACUACUCUAGUGAACUCCGAAAUUGAUGGGAUCAAUCCAAUGCUUUGAUGUGAAGAGUACUUCUGAAUUUCCUCAUUUUCUUUCCUUUGUCUUGAGAGGAAUGGAAUCUGCAGACAAGAUUUCAGAAAUAUUCUCCUAAAUUUGAUCUCUCCCAGUAGUGUCCAUGGUCAAAAUCCAUUUCAUCUUCACAUAUAGUCAUCUUAGAUGCCCAAACUGAAGGGCCAUGUUAGAGGCAGUAUUUUAUAUUCUAUGGUUUUUGUCUUCUGUAACGGACCUCUCUUCUGAAAGUCUUUGAAAAUGUUUGACAAGAAAUUUAAUCACUCAAAACUAUAAAGUGUUUGUAAAUGGCAUUUUUCAUGACAGGAAGGGAUGUGAUUGUCGAUACUACAAUGAAAUGAUCCAUCAGAUUAAGAUUUGGGUGAGUGUUGGGUGACGAUGCCAUGUAGCUCAAAUGAAGGGCAGGAGGGCAGACAGAUUUAAAGAUGUAGCAAAUAAAGUGGCUUUUGACCAAGAUCACUUUAAUGUGCACUGAAUAUUUUCUGGUAUUGAGUGUAUAAAAUGCUAAUGUUAUAAGAUUUAUUUUGACUAUAAAAGAGUUUAUAGAUUUGAAUGUAAGGUACGUUGUGUAAAUAUGCUUCCUAGUUAUGGUUACAUAAACCCUAAUUUGAAAGAAUUUACAAAUGGGGAGCUACUUGUCAACAGAUUCCCUCCCAUACACUUUCCUUACUUUCUCAAUUAUUUUUACAUGAAAAUUAUUUCAAGUAAAAGUCAUUGUAACAUGUCUUUUGUAAGGCAUAGUUAUUUAUAGUCAGGCUCCUUGAUAAUAACCUUCAGGUGGAACUGAAUGAAAAGCAUUUGUUUUAUUUGCAGGAAUAUUAUGAUUUUAUGGUAGCUUUAAUGUUCUGUUCUGGGUAUCUGCCUAAGAAUGUUUGAAUAUUCUUACAGCCAUUUGCAGAAUUCUCUGACAAGUUUAUAAUCUUAGUGGAUACUUUUGAGAAAUACCUAUAUGGGUACUCAUGGUUGGUAUUUAGAUGUAUUAAAUCUAAAUAUUUAUGACUUUUCAUCCACUGAAACAGGAAAAUGGACCUAUGGCACUAAACACAAGCACAGCAUUAGAACUUUUUAAUAUAUUUUGGAGAGGAACUUUGAGGUCAUCAGAGUGGUUUGUAUCACGCAACUAAUAUUUAUAGCCCCCAGUCAAUUAUAGAACUCUGAUGCCAAGCAGAGAAGAGUGGUUCAUUGGCCUUUCUGUUCCAUUGUAUGCCUUUUUCUUUUCUUUGUAAAGUUUUUUGCAUAGAUAAAACUUCAGAUUGACAACCGUGCUGCCUGCAACGGUCCAUUUGUCCAUAGACAUUGCAGUAUAGCAAACUCUGACUGAAACAUUGAAAUCUCUUUAUUAAGAAUGAUAACAAGGGGGUGGGGGUAAGAGGGAGCCCCUGAAGGAACUGAGGUCAGACUUACCGGUCUGUUUCCAGCCAACUCUUUCUUUAGUCAGGAAGUAGCAUCCUCCUCAGGAGUCCCUCAGCUGGAAAGUGAUCCCAGGUCACGUGCAGUCUGUGGAAAGGAACCCACUCAAACAGCACAGCAUAGUGAGGGCCUUCAGUUUACCUUAGUUGCUCUAUAGUUUAAAGAAACCCAGGGCUGUUCUUUAAAAAUUUUUGACUAAUAAAGUAAAUGUAGGGUUGAAAUGCCAAAAAUACUUGAGAUAGGUGCUUUAUUAAGUGAUACUAGUUUCUUUUUCCCCUGGCUUUAAAAAGGCUUUUAAAAUUGUCUUUAUGUAUAAAGUCAGUCUGGUAUAGAUUUCUGUGCAUAAGAUGGAUAGAGUUUCUAAAAGAAGUUGCUGAUAAAAUUAGAUCUUUUGUGCACUUCCCGAAAAGGACUAUUUAUGUUUGAUUUUCAUCACAGCCUUACGUUUCUGUUGUUGUUGUUGUUGUUGUUGUUGUUGAUUCCCUUGCAAAUUUGCAUAAUUUAAACUGUCAAUUGUCCCAGAUCUCUUUACCUUUUGCUUUUUUGGACUUUGUUCUUUACUUUUUAGUUACCUAUGGGCUGGAGGAAAUGCGGUAUUUUUAUGCCCUCCUUUACGAAAUCAAGCGUGUUUAUUUCAUCCAUUCUUCAUUUCCUGUUGUCAUGUACUUCUACUUUAGUGUUUUAAUGUUUCCUCAUGUUAUUCAACAUAAUAAAUCCUUACCUAAAGAGAAGACUAUUUUACUUUAUUUUACUUAAACGUAAAGGAAGGGUAGUUUAUUGGGAGGACACUGAGUAGCUGGCAGUGCCGAGAUGUGGCACUCAGUGGACUGAAGGAACGAAGGGUGGCCAGCCGCUUGCUGCCACAGCCUGACUAGGACACCACUGCCAGCUGCUGUCAAGGGUGCCCCCUUGGGCAGCAUAUUAUAAAUUCCAUCCUACCAACUUGGUAAGUUGCCAUCAGUUUUUCAUGAAAUGUUCUGACUUCCACUGGCGGCAUAACAUCUACAUUUCAGGGUCCUGAUGGUCCUUUUCCUUUCGCUUUCGUUUUCCCCUAAAACUGCUACGCACAUUUUCGUUGUUGUUCAAUGGAGUCAAGGUGAAUUUCUCAUUCUACUAGCUUAAAAUAUAUAAAAGGCAGGUAUUUCUGUGGAAUAGGGCUUAAUUUGAGGCUUGUUAAUUUUUUGUUGUUGUUUUUCCCCUCAGUUAUUUUCUGAAUGGAUAAAAACUGUUGAUUUUGGAUGCAGCACGUUUCCUCCUGGCAUAGGAGCACUAAGCACUUUCAUAAACAGCUUCCCCUGUUGGAUUGUGAGGAGCCCACACUGCUCUUAUGAAUCCGUUAAGAGGCAGCAGCCCACGAUCUGGGUGUCUGUAUGCGUGUGUGCACACGUGCACAGCCGCAUGUGCUAGAACUCUGGGCACAUGCUGAUAGCAUAUGAUGUGCAGGCAGGUGCCUUUAAUUCUGAGAGGAGCUUUCCCAGAUGUUCAUCAAAUGAAGAUACAGCAGGACUUUAGAAAUCAGGGCAUAGUAUUUCUCUUCAUGUUUUAUUCAUGGCUUUGUCAGAGCCCCUAACAUGGAGCACCAUCUGGUUCAGUUUAUAAGUAGAAAAGCAAAACAUUCAAAAACAAAAACCUGCCUGGCAUUUUUGUCCUUUAUCUCCAGGGCCUGACAAACAGUAAGCAUCCUCCCUACGGAGUCUGAGAGAUGCUUCCAAACCCUUCCUACUCCUCUUCAGUAGCUUGCCAGCCCUUUUCUCCUCACUGUCAUGGAGGUAAGUCCCUUCUUGGCUAAACUGGCAUUGGGGAGAACCACAGGGUGAAGAAUAGGAGGAAGAGAGGCAUCUUUAGUCUUCUCUCACUGGCAACUGGGCAUGGAUUAUGCAACAUUUAGAAGUCACUAAGAGAUUGGUCUUCGGGUAUAUUUCAGGAUGGAGGGGGGAUAGAAAGUAGUGAGCCUUGGGAGGUCACGGGGUAUUUAGUCUUGACACAGGAGCAGAAUGGAGACGCACAUGAACCCAGAAGCCAGGUGUGCAGAAGGUGAUCACUGGAGGUGUGGUGGGGACAGAGGGGCUGAGUGCCUACGACAGACUGGUAUACUUUGCAGUUUUACUGAGUGUUGGCUCUAUAAAUACUUUAUGGGCCCAGUACAUGUUGGCCUGUCACCCUUGCUCAGUGUGUCCCUAUUGAAUUGUUCAUAAAACCUGUAUUGAAUGGAGACGUACUUCAAGGCUGGCAGAGUUUUGCUCCAGGGCACCAUUAUUUCAUGUUUUUAGGUAUCUUUAAAAUCAAAACCAGGGAAAAUGUAGGGUGGCUUUUUUUUUCUUUUUUUUUUUUUUUUUUUUACAAAAAGGCAUACAAUGAGACUAGCAAUCUUAAGAUAAUGCACUUACAAAAUCAUCAGUAAAGUUUUCAAAGAGUUUAUGAAGAAAAGGACAUUUUCCUCUCAAGUUAAAAAAGUGUCAGAUGUGGAUUUUUUGUGUUGUAAUGGUCAAACUCUAAAGUAAUGCAAAUAGCCCCCAAAUCUUUAAACAUAGCGGUGCUAAGUUAUACCAGAUAACACAUUAUGGAAAGUGCUGAUAUGAAUUAAUAAUUUAUUCAGUUAUGAUACAAGAGUUCUUGCUAAAUUAUACAUGUAUAUCACUGCCUGAUUAGAAACCCCACUUUCUUUUCUAAUCUAGCACAAAAUCUGUGAUUCUACAGCUAGUCUUUUUAAUGGGUAAAAAUUACCCAACACCUUUGUUUUAUAUGGGAAACUUUUUUUUUUUUUAACACUAACUUCUAAAGUGCUUAACAAAAGGUUUAUUCAGGAUAACUAAGCACGUAUGUCCUUUUUAAACUUGCUGGAAGAGACUUACCCCUCCAAUCUAGCAUCCCAAAAAGACAACUUCUUUUAGGAACUGGGCAUUCUAACUAAACAUAGCAGCUUAUAUGUUAGCCAAGGUAGGUCUGCGCUAGUGUUUUCCACAACCAUCAUCUUAAGGGGUGAUGUCCAUCUACAGAUAGUGGAAGCCACUUCAUGGGGAAGUGUUAUUAUCGGCAUGAUUUCACUUUUGGUAACCAGGUAAUCCUGUGUAUAUACCUAAGAUUGGCUUCAUUUUAAUAUAUUCUCUCUGCUCCUCUGCACUUCAGGUCUUAAGCUAUUUUAAAAAUUGGGUUUUGGCAAUCACCAACUGAAAUGUUUAUGGCAACUGCUUUCCUGAGCAAGCGUGAUGUGUUUUAUGGCUGUUCAAAUUAAUCAAGUUGUUCUUAUAUUGUAGGUAUACAAAAACCUUAACUGUUUUUAAAGGUCACUGUAACUUGAGGUUUAAAUUUCUGGCACAAUUUUAUUUGUAUUCACUUCUGAAGCUAAAAAGAUACCACAGUUUUCUAUGUUACUCUCAUUGUAACAUCAAUAAAGUGACUUUCAAUAAAAGAUUUUAUGUUAUUUUGA
Felis catus (domestic cat) is the source of this 9583-nucleotide messenger RNA. It is a transcript of the gene ADAM22, whose product is annotated as ADAM metallopeptidase domain 22. Lineage: Eukaryota; Metazoa; Chordata; Mammalia; Carnivora; Felidae. Gene Ontology annotation, cellular component: postsynaptic density membrane. Gene Ontology annotation, biological process: proteolysis. The coding region runs from base 53 to 3088 and encodes 1011 amino acids. Gene Ontology annotation, molecular function: metalloendopeptidase activity. The record is from RefSeq and is a predicted model, not a curated record. The transcript has 34 exons.